ACAGCUGUCAACAGGGAUUACCGGAAAGGACUGAGCGGCGGUAAUGUGUGUAAUAGUCCUCAAACAUGAUUUCUGGGUCUGUUUACGCGAUAUUCGCGGGUUUUCUGGGUGCAGCUGCCUCCCUGUCCGCCAAGCUGUCCCUCGGUGCAGACUACCUGAGAGACAUAUGUGUUUCCGGACUCAGUGGCUGGACUGAGACACACGGAGGGACUGCAGCCUGUGACUGGCUCCAUAUCCCGCUGCGGCUGCUGUGUGGAGGCCUGCUGUUCACCUGCAACGCCGUCAUGUGGACCUUCUUCUCCAAGGCUCUCAGACACUGCUCCUCCUCAGCCAGGGCCACAGUCACCACCACUGCAUUCAACUUCAUCUCCUCAGCCGUCAUGGGGAGGCUGAUUUUUGGAGAGAGUCAUGCAGCUCUGUGGUGGGUGGGAAUCUCUCUGACUCUGUGUGGACUGCUGCUGCUUCAUGGAUCCACACCUCAGACACUCCUGCAGGAGGAGGACAAAAAGGACAAGUAAUGUAGCUGUGACUGGUAGCACGCUAGGGCUCCUGCUCUGCAGUCACAGCGACAGAAAAGUGGAAAUGUUGAAGUAAGUGCAAUUUAAACAGCAGAAUAUGUUGCACAGAGCUUAUUCAAGACCAUUAAGUUAUCAGCUCAGAGUAAAGUGUGCUCUGAUUGUCUGUUUUUUCUUUAUUAUUUUUUUUAUUUGUAACUUUAAAUUUAAACUUACAUUUUGGCCUUCUUCUUCUUGUGCUGCCCUUCCAGGCUUUUUACUGCAGCUUCUUUCAGGCCACAUGCACACAAAUAUGUUAAGUUUUAAAACACCGUUUUAAAGAUAAAACAAAAACAUGAGGAGAAGACAACAAGCACCCGAGGCACACAUGACUCAAAAACUUGCACAAAAAAAGUAAAAACGUUACAAGAAAACUAACUGAAAAUUAGCAAAAAAACAGUGCUGAAAAGU
Messenger RNA from Plectropomus leopardus (leopard coralgrouper), 965 nucleotides. It is a transcript of the gene tmem42a, whose product is annotated as transmembrane protein 42a. The record is from RefSeq and is a predicted model, not a curated record. NCBI's taxonomy places the organism in Eukaryota, Metazoa, Chordata, Actinopteri, Perciformes, Serranidae.